Molecule: messenger RNA, 3192 nt
Organism: Symbiodinium sp. CCMP2456
Lineage: Eukaryota; Dinophyceae; Suessiales; Symbiodiniaceae
Source: the annotation of a GenBank genome assembly
AUGGCAGGUGGCGGGGGCCUUCUGAGCGGCCUCCAUGCCCAGCUCCAGGGCAGCGGAGGAGGCCUCUUUGGAGGUGGGAGUAGCAGCAGCAGCCCUUUCGCUGGAGGCGCCAAGGGUGGGCUCUUCGGAGGUGGCGCCAGUGCGGAGGCGGCUUCGGGUGGUGGACUGCUCGGCGCUCUGAGUAGCGGCGCCAGCGGUUCCGGCUUGUCUGGGGCUUUCGGCGCAGGAGCAUCCAGCGGAUGGGGCCUGGGUGCAGGCGGCUCGGGCGGAGGGCUCUCGGGUCUCUUCGGCGGUGGCGGCAGCAGCAGCGCUCCUGCCGCUCCUGCCUGGGGGCUGGGGGCAGGCUCGGGCUCGGGUCUCUCGGGCGCCUUCGGUGGAGGCGCGCCAGCCUCUGCUGGGUGGGGCCUCGGGGCAGGAGCGUCCGCGGGCUCGGGCCUGUCCGGAGCAUUCGGCGGCGGUGCGGCGGGCGGUGCCUCCUCCGGCUCCGGUUUGUUUGGAGGAGGGUCCUCCAGCUCCACGGCAUCGCCGUUCGGAGGGGGCUCUUCCAGCUCCGGGUUGUUUGCCUCAGGAGGCUCAAGCUCGAGCAGUGCGCCCUUGGGCAGUGCGUCGAGUGGUUCCGAGCUUCUCGGCGCUGGCGCCAACGGCUCGGGCUUGUUCGGCACUCUCAGUGCAUCUGCAUCUGCUGCCGGUGGGCUGUCGGGAAUCCUUGCUGGCUCGGAGCCAGGUCCCGAGCCUUUCCAAGGCUCCCAAGCGGCAGCCAGUGCCAGCGCCAGCGCUGGAGCAGCUGGAGCUGUGGCGAAGAGCGCUGCUAAGGCUGCCACGGCACCCCCGAAGAGUGGCCCGGCCACAGGCACAGAUCGUCCGCCCGUUGUCGCGGUGCAGGCACCUCGGCUGACGGACGAGGAGCAGAAGCUCGUCGAUGAGCUUUUUCGGAAUUGGGAAGGCCGAAUAAGCCAGCAUGCCAAGUCCGUGAAGGCGGCCUCCACGGCUGCUCUCGAGAUGGAGAGGGAGUACACCGACCUCCACGAGAAGGUCCAGGUACUCAAGGAGGAGCGCGAAGACCUGAUGCGAAAGCAGGAAGGCGCCCAGGGGUCGAUGCAGCUGAUACGGGAGCAGCAGGACCUUCUGGCGAAGCUCCUAGAGCAGCUGGAGACGCAGUUGGACCUGGGCUCGACAUUGAAAACCCCGCGGAGUACCAUCAGGCUGGAGGAUCGUGCUGCGGCCUUGGAGAGCCAGCUCGGGGACCUCACGCAGCAGGUUAGGGAGCUCGCGGAUGCGACCGUCGCUUUCGAGGCCGAAGGCGGCGGUGAUCCCCUCGAUCAGGUUGCUCACCUCUUGGCAGCUCACUCCAGUGAACUCGAUGCCGUGCAGGAACGACUCGAUGCCACGGAGAAGAAGCUGAAGAUCGUCGAGGCACAGUGUGUGCUGUGCCGUACAUGGCAGUAUGAGGAUGCAGGUUUGCAGUUUGCAGCAGCGAUAGUGGCAGCCUGUUAUGCCCUGGGAAGGGCCAGCAGCAACCAGAAGGUUAAGUCCGCCUUGUUUGCGGAUUUCAAUCCGUUUUGCUUCGCCUGUGUCCCGCCCAAGCGGGAGUUGAAGACGCAGCUGGAGCCCGGACUCCUUCGUGGGGUGCCGCUCGAUGUAGCGCUGGCCGGCUGGGGCAGGCACUGGGAGACUCCGGACAGCGGCAUGUUCAAUGUGGACCCAAAGAGCUACGAGCUGAGCCGAGCGACCGAAUCACUGGAUGUCUUCCUCAGCCAUGAUUGGGCCUCGAGCGGAACGCUCAAGUUCCUGUCGCUGCUCAUCAUGUACAACUCACGUGCCGCCUUCCUGGCCUGCCUUACUGUCAGCAUUUUGGUGGGAGUGCUGCGUGGCUACGGGGUGCUGCCCAACGAGGGCUGGACCGUGGUGCUUGGCCACGCCACCUUCCUCCUCGUCUUCGCCUUCUGGCAGCGCCUAAGACGGAGCCGUCGACCCUUCCUGGUUUUCCUGGACAAGCUCUGCGUCGCGCAGCACGACGAGGAGCUGAAGCAGAAAGGCAUCAAAGGCCUCGCUGCCUUUCUGCUGAGCAGUCGGCAGCUCGUGGUUCUCCUGACGCCACGGUAUUUUACGCGUCUCUGGUGCACGCUGGAAAUCGCUACCUUCAUGAAAGACCCCGAGCGGCGGAAGCGCAUCCAGUUCAUGCCCUUGAAGACGGCAGUGCUGCUGCUUCUGAGCGCUGGAUGUUGGUUUGCUCUGGCCAUCGGCUGGAAUGUAUUUGCUGGAGUCGUCAACGAUGAUAGACAAGUAUGGCGCAAUUCACUGAUUUUGACGGGAUUGAUGCUCCUUCUCACAAGUGUUGUGCUGCCCUUCGUGUUCUACUUGGGCAUGGGAAUCGUCGCGGACCUGGAAGAAAUGCCUCGCCAACUAGCCGGCUUCAACGCGAAGGAUGCAGAGUGCUUCUGCUGCUCGAAUGGCCACCGGCAUCUACACGACGGAUCCAAGCUGCCAUGCGACCGGCUGCUGGUUUACAACACUCUGAAGCAGUGGUAUGGGCAGGAAGGUGAGGUUGACCACUUGGAAAGAUUCAGCAGACAGGUUCGUGAGGAGCUAGCUCCCAGCAUAGCGCUGCUCAUUGGCGGCAUGACAUUGCCGCUCAACUACGCGGUAUAUAUGGUCGGUGCAAGCUUCUUGCCUUACCUCGCAGAUCAUGUCGCACAGUGGAUCGCAAGUGUGCAUGCAGGGAUCUCCGGCUAUGCUCUUUUCGCUCUGACUCUGCGGAAGCUCGUUGACUGGGGGACCGCGCCCCUGGCCAGCAUGUUAGCUUCGUGGAUGUGCCUUCCUAUGUGGAAAACGGGUCUGUGGCUGAAGAACCGCUGGUGUGCUGCCAUAGUGGCGGAUAUCAUCAUCUUCGUUCUCGUGGCCGUGGUGUGGGCUCCUUUGCAAUACCUUCUUGCUUCGACUGCAGAGGAUUCCCUUCUCCCCGUGGCCGCUUUUUUCGCCUGGUUCACCUUGGUCUUGGCUCUCUUCUCCUGCGGGCAGACGGCGCUGCUCUGGGCCAUGCAAACGACAGUGCGAGCCAAUGCCACUGUCGUGGACGUCCGAGUGGCAGGGACGUCGGUGAAGGUCGAAGACCUUGGCCAAGAGGCGGCCUUAAAAGAAGAUCUGACGACAGCCAUCAAGUGUCCACCUUCGGAAGAGACCUUCCACGUCUAG